AUGUCCCUCGGCCUCCCCGGCCUGCACCAUCUUCCCGACAAACUGCACCAAGCAGCCCAACACAACUACCAAGGCAUCGAGCUCUUCUUCUCCGACCUCGAACAUCUCGCGACGACUUCUUUCUCAGGGGACCUUGUUGCGGCCGCGCACUCAGUCCAUCGACUUUGCCACUCACUCAAUCUCUCCAUCAUCUGUCUCCAACCCUUCCUCUUCUACGAAGGCCUUCUUGACCGCACCGAACACAGUCGACUCCUCUCACAAAAACUCCCUCAAUGGUUCCAACUCGCUCAUAUUCUACAUACAGAUCUCAUUCAGAUCCCAUCGAACUUCCUCCCCGUUGAUCCCGGCACAGGUCAUCCCCGAACCACAGGUGACCGCUCGCUUAUUGUCUCCGAUCUCCAGCGAAUUGCGGACCUCGGACUGCAACAAUCCCCUCCCAUCCGGUUCGUGUACGAAGCCCUCGCAUGGGCGAAUCACAUCGAUACAUGGGAAGAAUGCUACGCCGUAGUUUUGGCCGUUGAUCGACCGAAUUUCGGAAUCUGUCUGGACUCGUUUAAUCUCGCUGCGCGAGUCUAUGCAGAUCCGACUACGGUGUCUGGGAAAACUCCCGACGCGGAUGCAGCUCUCUCUGCUUCGCUAGCGCGUCUUCGUAAAACGGUGGAUCCUAAAAGGGUGUUUUACGUCCAGAUUGUGGACGGGGAACGACUUCAAGCUCCAUUGACGGAGGACCAUCCGUUUCAUGUCCCUUGUCAACCGGCACGGAUGAGCUGGUCGCGAAAUGCGAGGCUGUUCGCUUUCGAGGAGGAUAGAGGAGGGUAUUUACCAGUUGUCGAGGUCGCCAGGUCGUUCUUUGAUAUUGGGUUCGAUGGGUGGGUUUCGCUUGAGUUGUUCUCGAGGACUUUGGCGGAUCCGGAUAAGGAUACCCCUAGGGUUCAUGCGAGACGGGGAUAUGAGUCUUGGAGGAAAUUGGUCGCUGCGUUGGAUUUGAAUACGUCGGAGAAGUUGGUGUCUGUGCCUGAAUUAGAGUCCAAGUCGGCGUUGUCGGUGCAGCAUCGGUUGUAG
Aspergillus tanneri is the source of this 1062-nucleotide messenger RNA. Its product is annotated as sugar phosphate isomerase/epimerase family protein. The record is from RefSeq and is a predicted model, not a curated record. The transcript has a single exon. NCBI's taxonomy places the organism in Eukaryota, Fungi, Ascomycota, Eurotiomycetes, Eurotiales, Aspergillaceae. Bases 1 to 1062 code for a protein of 353 amino acids.